GACAGCAGCUGGCGGAGACGGUGCUCUCGCCGCAAACCCUGCCGGCCCUCCCUCACCGGCGGCCACGCUGCAGCUACCCGCACAACUCGCCGAAGGGACUACAUCUCCCGGCGCGCCCCGUGGCGGGACUACAGCUUCUGGUAGUAGCCAGCCGCAAGACUACGACUCCCAGCGUUCCCCGCGGCGGGACUCCAGCUCCCAGUGUGCCCCGCGGGCGGGCACCGGAGCAGUAUGGCGGCGCUGGCGCGGUGGGCUCGGCUCCCGCUGCGGCCGAGCGCCGCGCGUUGGUGCCGGGCUCUAAGUGGGGCUUCCGAGGCCCCUCCUCCCCCACCGCCGCCGCCUCCCCCCACCUCCGCCAGGGCCCACGUGUUGGCGGCGGCGCUGGGCGCCGGGACGGCGGCGCUGGUACUUCUGUGGGCCCGGGAUGGCGAGGGACAGCGGCCCGCUUUGCCCACGCUGCGCGCCGCCGUGCCCGCUCCACCGCCGCCCGCCUCCCCGCCGCCCGCCUCCCCCCGUGCCGCCUUCAACUUCAUCGCCGACGUGGUGGAGAAGACGGCGCCCGCCCUGGUCUACGUGGAGAUCGUGGGCAGGCAUCCCUUUUCGGGCCGUGAUGUGCCCAUCUCUAAUGGCUCGGGUUUCCUGGUGUCUCCGGAUGGGCUCAUUGUGACCAACGCACAUGUGGUGGCAAACCGGCGGCGCGUGCGGGUGAAGCUGGCCAGCGGCGAGCAGUAUGACGCUGUGGUGCAGGAUGUGGACCAGGUGGCAGACAUCGCUACCAUCAAGAUCAAGCCUAAGCACCCGCUGCCCACCCUGCCCCUUGGACGCUCCUCCGAGGUGCGGCAGGGAGAGUUCGUGGUGGCCAUGGGCAGCCCGUUUGCCCUCCAGAACACCAUCACCUCUGGCAUCGUCAGCUCAGCCCAGCGGGGCAGCCGGGAGCUGGGCCUGACCGCCUCUGACAUGGAGUACAUCCAGACUGAUGCUGCUAUCGAUUUCGGGAACUCCGGGGGCCCCCUUGUCAACUUGGAUGGCGAAGUGAUUGGGGUGAACACUAUGAAGGUGACAUCAGGCAUCUCUUUUGCCAUCCCCUCAGACCGACUGCGGAAGUUCCUGCAAAAGGAGGAGCAGCGCAAAAGCUCCUGGUUUGGCAAUACAGAGACAAAGCGCCGUUACAUAGGGGUGAUGAUGCUGACUCUCACGCCAAGCAUCCUGGCUGAGCUGAAGCUGCGUGACCCCAGCUUCCCCGAUGUCUCCUAUGGAGUGCUAAUCCACAAGGUGAUCAUUGGCUCCCCGGCCCAUCAGGCAGGACUGAAGGCAGGUGACGUCGUGCUGGAGAUCAACGGGCAGGCAUCGCGCCGUGCAGAGGAUGUGUACGAGGCCGUGCGGACGCAGCAGAGCCUGGCCUUGCUGGUGCGACGUGGGUACGACACUUUGCUGGUGAGCGUCGUCCCUGAGGUCACGGAGUAGCAGUGCUGUUGCGCAGGCUGCUGCGGGCACCGGCUGGCCGUGCUGGCCGAGAGCCCAGGACACUGGACUGAGCAGUGACUGUGGCGGUCAGGGAGAGACUAAGACCUUGUGAGGGACUGGAAGGGGUCAGGCAGAGGGGCCCGGCCUGGUGCUUGGGUGGACUCAUGGUGCAACUGCUCCUCUCUGUACUCCAAUAAAGCACUUUUUUAGGGAUCCCCA
Molecule: messenger RNA, 1683 nt
Organism: Calidris pugnax (ruff)
Lineage: Eukaryota; Metazoa; Chordata; Aves; Charadriiformes; Scolopacidae
Gene: HTRA2
Product: HtrA serine peptidase 2
Exons: 8
Coding region: 232-1464 (410 amino acids)
Biological process (GO): positive regulation of apoptotic process; proteolysis; programmed cell death
Cellular component (GO): mitochondrion
Molecular function (GO): serine-type endopeptidase activity; protein binding
Source: RefSeq, a predicted model, not a curated record